Molecule: messenger RNA, 2928 nt
Organism: Penicillium expansum
Lineage: Eukaryota; Fungi; Ascomycota; Eurotiomycetes; Eurotiales; Aspergillaceae
Exons: 3
Coding region: 1-2928 (975 amino acids)
Biological process (GO): nucleolar large rRNA transcription by RNA polymerase I
Cellular component (GO): RNA polymerase I core factor complex
Molecular function (GO): RNA polymerase I general transcription initiation factor binding; RNA polymerase I transcription regulatory region sequence-specific DNA binding
Source: RefSeq, a predicted model, not a curated record
AUGGAUGAACAUCCAGGCAGUGCUCUCCACUAUGGGCAAGUAGGACGAGCUGUCUACCUUCCUGAUGAGCAAGACUGGACAUUUACUCGCUCUUUUGCUAGGCCCCCAUCCAUCCAGUAUACCGGAGUGACCAAGACAACAAUCCCCUCGCCUUUUCGCCCACCCAAAGCUCGACCAAUACCCAGAGUACCUGAGAAAAACACCAGGAAAGUGAUCACAAAUGCGCAUCCCGAUUUGGCGGCAUCAUGGUCCUCUAUUCGCGCCGAACCUUUGUCGAAAGCUGUUACGACUAUAACCGAGAAAUAUGACCCUGAGAUCUCUGAGCUUUUCGAUAUUGGUUAUGCGGUGGACCAAAGGCGUCAUGACACAAGGCUGCGCUCGGUUCCAAUUGCGGUGGCCGUUACCGGGGAAUCUCGUAAUAUAAUCUCCUUCCGAACACUGGAGGAGGAAAUUUUGGAGUUGAGCUCUCCACAGAAGUUAGCGUUUCGUGCUCCAUCAAUCAGCCCCAUUGAACUGUCUGAAUGGUCCAAUUGUGGCGCACCGGUACGUCAAAUACACUUUGCACGUCCCUUGGAGGAGAAGCCCAUGUUCAUGGCCGCUCGUCUCCCCACAAUGACUACAAUAUUCCGACCUCUUUACCACUGGGACCCUGUGCCUAUGCAUUUCCCAGAAGAUGCUAUACUGGGAUCCUCUGCUCACUUAAAAAACUCUCGGCUGGAUGCGAAUCCCAUCGCGGAGAUACCUGUGUCGCGAACAGGUGGCUUCUCACAUGCCGAUGUGACCUUUAACCCUUGGUAUCAGAGACAAUUCGCCGUUGUAGAUACCAGAGGCAAGUGGAGUGUCUGGGAGAUCACCGGUAGGCAGCGACUCCAGCAGUCCAACUGGGCUACCGAGCUCGUCAAAUCAGGCUCGUUGCCCUUGCGGGAUUAUAAACGCAAACAUAGUUGCCCUCGGGUUGAUGGCUGGGCAUCUAUCGAGUGGAUCCAUAAUGUUGGAUUGAUAGUUGUCUCCAAUCGUCACAGUGUCAUAAUCUAUGCCUUCACAGACAACCAGAUUCCACCACGCACGGUUGAGCUUGGAAUGAACAAGCAAUCUGAGUGGGUUCUAGACGUCCAAAGAAACCCACGCAAGCCAUCACAGUUCUUUGUCCUGACGACAACUCGAAUAUUGUGGUUUGAUGUCGGAGCCAUACGAGACGAGGAUGAUGCAAGUCUUUCUCUAUACCCUCAAGUGUCCUGGAGGCACUUUCGAGACCCUGAAGACACAACUUUGCGACUUAGCGACAUAGUCGUAUAUCAAGACUUGUAUCUCGUUCUGUAUUCACAGAUCACUCGGCUGGUACAAGUAUUCCCAUGUCCCUUUAUAUCUGACGAAUAUACCGAGUGUGUAUCUAUACCCGAUCCCCUGGUGUUUGAUGCGCCCCUGUUGGAUGAGAUACCGCCAACUAAACGUGACUCUGUUGUACGAUUCUCGAGAUUCGUUUUUAGAGAGAUUGCCCACUCUGUUACACCAAUGGGUCGCAAUUUCUAUAACGCCCACUUGCCAUUGAUCAAGCUUUUCUGGAUGGAUUCGGAUUUAGCCGUUCACGAAUCUACUUUCAAGGCCCCGCGUGGAGAUUCAGACGAGCCGGACUUGUUUCGUCAAGAUAGUGUCUUGCGGUUAAGAAGGCGUUAUGCUCCGACAUCAUACGUCAGACCCACUGAUGAUUUUAUUGUGGAUGAUUGGGACGAAUCAGCGACAAAGAAAACGAUUGUUCGGCGCUGCAAGCCCAAAAUUGGCCGCAUUGGCAUAAGGUCGGACUUGCAGUGGACCUUGGAUUUUUCUGGCGUCUACAGAAUAGCGACAGGGAAGAUGGAAAUUCGUCGGAAAAAGCAAAAUAAAAUACCAAGGCCCAGAGCAAGGACAAUUGGUGGGUUGCUGGCAAUUCUACAAAGCGAAAUGAAGAAUGGAUCGAAGCGGCCUCCAGGCAGGACGAUGUUUGAACUGACCAGCAAGAGGCUUUUGGCUGAGGGUCUUGAUGAAAGUGCAGAUGAGGUGAAACGACUCAUUUCAGCACUCGUGCCCGAGCACGCGGACCCCGACGCUCACUGUCGGUAUAUGCUUCUACCAAUCCCAUCCUCAAACGGGAGUUAUGGCAUGCCAGCCAAACUGUCAGGCGAAGCAGACCGGGAUCUUCUCAAUACCUAUGAUCAAAUGAUCGAUGAUUGGAUGUCUACCCUGCCUCGCACCAUCCCCGUGCAGACACGACUCAUGAAAGAGAAACUCAUUCGGGGAGUUGUUGCCGAUCUCAUCCUUUCACGCCUAAUCAAAAUAUCUACCUCAUUAGACAGCAUCAUACUAUCCAAGCCCGCAGAUCCGGUCGAGGAACGAGCAAUUCAGGAGGCAAAUGAGAAGGCUGCGGCGAAGAACAAAUACCAAUCGAGCUACUUCGCAUUACUAUCAUCACAGACCGCUGCAAGCCAGGCCAAAAGCCGAACGUUUGGAUCUAGACGGGACACGGUGCCAGUCCAGCAAUCCAAGUACGCUGCAGUCCCAGUCCUGGGUGGCCUCUCAGCAUUCAUCACAUUCAAGACCCCACGUCCAACACCACGGAAGGUGGCAAACCUCCUCUCCCACUGGCCGGUGGGAACCAGCCCCCAAAAUUAUAUAUGGGACAGGAUCGAUGACGAGGAGACGCGGAAUUCGCAGUCACGCACAUCCAAGAAUAGACGGAAGAAGCGCUCACAGACUCGUGACCAAUCCCUCCCUUCGACUCCGGCAGUGCCUAUGGUCCGAGCAUGGGGCAGUCAGCCGCUUGCACCUCCCCGAGUGAACAUCAACAGUAGUCAGCUCGAUAGUAUGCCGAUGACCCAGAUGGAGCGGGGAGCUUUUGGAACUCGUACACUCAAGAAGCCAAAAAAGAAGAAAAAGAGACAAGCUGGAUUUUAG